GAGAUGUUUUAAAGAUGUUUAUUGAUUAAGCCACUCUCACUGAUUUGACUUUUCCCUUCAGCAUUUAUUCAUAAAUUCAGAUCCUUCUAAGUCCAAAACCUUGUUCCUUUGCUGAUGUAAACAUCUCUUUGUCUUGCGUUUGCUUGUUUGGCCAAUUACACAACAGGUUUUCUGUUUUUGCUUGUCAGUAUAACAAUGGUCACCCUGUCUGUCCGCUGCUCUCAUUUCAAAGUGAGAUUGCAGCCCACCUUGCCUGAGCUGGAAGGCCUGAUGAUCAUCUUUCAAUCACUCUUUUCCUCUUCACAGACAUUGUUUAGGAGGUGUGCUGUUUCACUGGUUGAAAUUUAAUCUGUUUCCUCCCAAAUUUACCUGUAGUCUCACAAAAAGUCUUUGGUUUCAAGGCAGUUAGUCAUUCAGAGGGACACAGUUCCGUCUUUUCUUGGCUGUCUAAACCAUCUGCCAUAAUAUAUAUCAGGUCCUCCUUGAUAUUAUUCUAAAAUUUUUAUUAGGGAUUUUCCAGACACUGGUUGUUUCUUAAUAGUACUAAAUUGUCUUGUCCCUAUGGGGAGUGUCUGCUCCACUGAUCCCUGUGCAUACUGAUAUGAUGAAACUGGGUGCGCCCAUCCUUCCUGAAAAAGGUGCUGUUUUCUUAAUGCUAUAGCUGUUACACUUAAAUAACUCUACUGAUUAAAAUGGAAAAAAAAUGACAGACAUUAAUUUAGAUCCACAGAAGAGGAACAAUAAAUUACAAUCUCAGGCAAAAGAAAAGUACAAGUCAGCAGAUGGAGUUUAAAAUCAAUCUUAAUUUAUGAGUCGCAAUUUGAAAUUCUGCACUGUUCUAAAGUUGUAUUGCUUAGAAGUCAUCAAAAAUCCCACAUUAUCUUAAAUUAGGAACUGUAAAGAUUCAUUUGAUCACAUUAACCAUAAAGGCAGAACAAUCCAAGAUCCUAAACCCUGCCACUCCUUAGACCAGCUGAAUUACAGGUAACAUAAUGAGCUCCUUAUUGUAGAUAAAAAGGAUCAAUUUGAUUACAAAGCAAAUCCUCUGAAUCAAGUUCUUAUAUGGAAAGUCUAGUUCAAAUCCUGCAGUACUUAAAAAUUGCAACAAUCAAAUACAGACAUCAAACUUACCCUGAAUUUUGAUAUAGUCUUUUACAGACCAAAAAAAAGUUGAAGUACAUUAAAAUUCUUCACUUGGGGAAUCAUAUGUUUUAAGAGGCAAAAAAUAAGAGAGAAAAAAGAGGUAAAGGAAAUAUACUCUGCACAUAAAGACAUCCUAAGCUUUAUUUGGCAAAUAUCUCUUUGCGAGUCAUGUUUUAAACGUUAAAGGCGGCUGUCAGUUGACUACAUGGAACCACUGAAAACCAGUGGAGCAGAACCCUUUCAGCUUUGACCUCUCAUGUCCGUGUCACUUCCGUGUUCCGCUCACCUGUUACACCUGUGUUACAGCGUUGUACUGUAGGUGUGACUCCAGUUCUGCCGGUGCACCUGCUGCGUUAUUGUGCCAUGACCGAGGAAUUCACAAAUUGCGAUUUAACAUGCUCAUCCACACCGGAGGAGACUUUAAACAGCACGAAUGUGGACUUUGAGCAGCCUAUUUUCUCCAUGUUGGCCGGGGGUAUGAAGGCGCAGCAGCAGGCUGGCCCCGUUGCGUGUCCGAGCACCUGCGGAGGCGGAGGAGCCACAUCACCGACUGCCACCACAUCCGACACCGAGUCCGGGAUCUUUUCUGUGGAAUAUGAGCUGUGUGUGGAUCACGAGUCUGAGUUGGAGUGGUUCUGUAACACCGAGCAGAAACUCAUCUGUUCCCACUGUUCCACCGGCUCCUGCCAUGGACACACCGUGACUCGUCUGGCCAGCAGAGUUACCGCAGUCAGGAACCAGCUGGUGGAUGUGUGUGAGAAGAUUCAGCUGCAGGCACUGAGGAUUGAGAAAUUUAUCGAUCAGACACUGACAGCCAAAGAGCAAAAGCUUCAGACAGCGGCAUGCAAGACAAGGGAGCAGGUGUUGGCUCAGAUCAGCGCUACACGAGAAGCUCUGGAGGAGGAAGAGCAGCGUCUCCUGGAGGAGGUGCAGAGAGAGGAGGAGAGGGUGGAGCAGUGCCUCCUCACACAGAGAGCCCACUGGAAGCAGGCUUUAACGAGUCUGUCGCAGACACGCUCCCGUUUGGUGCAAAUGCUGACGCACACUCCAGACGCACAGUUGGCGAUCAGUGCCCAGGAGAUUGCAGAAAGGGUGGAGGUAUCAGAGGGGGUCGGGGAGCCCUGUGACACAGAUCAGCUCAACUUAAACCCAGCCUGCAGUGACAGUAAGCUGCUGAGAGGUCUGUGGGCCACUGCACUGCUGCUGGGGCCAAACGUUUAUGGAUCAACCCAUCUAAAGUUUGAUGAGCGCACAGUGAGCCCUCUCCUCUCCUUGUCUGAUGACCUCUGCACUUUGACCUUCCUCCACAAAAAGACUCGUGAGUCUCUUCCUUACGACCCAGCACGCUUUGACAGUUGGCCCAAUGCUCUGGGUUCACCAUCGAUGUCAUCUGGCACCUAUAGCUGGGUGGUGAAUGUUGGCCAGAGCUGUGCCUUUAAGGUCGGGGUCUGCUAUGCCUCUAUAGAGCGCAAAGGCUCUGGGAACGAUGCACGACUGGGCUACAAUAGUCAGUCAUGGGUGCUGUCUCACUACGAUGGAGACUACUCUUACUGCCACGCUGGGAAGAAUGUGCCUCUACAGGUGGUGAAAAGACCCCAAAGGAUAGGCCUGCUGCUGGACUGGCUGAGUCAGACACUGCUCUUUUACGAGCCAGACUCCAAUGCUGUGCUGUACUCUGUCACAGAGCAGUUCAGCUCCCCCCUGCUGCUGGCAUGUGCCGUGACCGAUCGCAGUAUUACCAUACUGCACUGAAAACAUACAUGAAGUGAGCUUAGACAAGUAGAUACUACAGGGAGAGACUUCUCUGUCCAAUGUAUAUAUAUUAUAAGCAGUUAAAGAAGACCACAUUACAAUAAUGAAGACUUAAAACAGCAACAUUUUUAUUUAUUCAUCAUUCAGAUUUUUUUAACUGCUGUUAAGUGAUUUAUGUUGAAAUCUCUUCAUAUGCUGAUAUCAUACAGUAAUGCCAUAAUAUUACUAUUUUGACUGAUGAUUGUUUUUUAUUCUAAAGAUUGUUUUUGUUUGCAAUAGAUGAUGGAGUAUGAUCAGUUUGAUCUGUAUAAUAAAGUGUCCAUACUUUUUAGAAAACCUUGCUGACACUGGUUGAUCCAGAUUUUAAAUGUCACAUGGAAAAAGAAGUAACUACAAGAAUACUUUGAGAUUAUUUUGUACUGUUAUAAUAUUGUUUGAUAUAUGCUGAGUAAAGUGGUUAUAACUAACUAA
Melanotaenia boesemani (Boeseman's rainbowfish) is the source of this 3366-nucleotide messenger RNA. It is a transcript of the gene bspry, whose product is annotated as B-box and SPRY domain containing. Bases 1507 to 2895 code for a protein of 462 amino acids. The transcript has 6 exons. Gene Ontology annotation, molecular function: protein binding; zinc ion binding. Lineage: Eukaryota; Metazoa; Chordata; Actinopteri; Atheriniformes; Melanotaeniidae. The record is from RefSeq and is a predicted model, not a curated record.